Molecule: messenger RNA, 1363 nt
Organism: Melanaphis sacchari
Lineage: Eukaryota; Metazoa; Arthropoda; Insecta; Hemiptera; Aphididae
Gene: PRL-1
Product: protein tyrosine phosphatase type IVA 1
Exons: 5
Coding region: 579-1115 (178 amino acids)
Biological process (GO): protein dephosphorylation
Cellular component (GO): nucleus
Molecular function (GO): protein tyrosine/serine/threonine phosphatase activity
Source: RefSeq, a predicted model, not a curated record
CUCGUCGCGGUAACGGGCUGGUCGACGCCGCCGCCGCCGCCUCGCAGCCGGAGCAGCAGCAGUCAUCACUUCCGAAGUUUCAGUUCCGUACGUUUGGCGAUGUUAUUUAAAACCCCGGGCUGGUAACGGGAAAUUCGUUUGUACUGGUAUGUGUACAGUUUUUGGCAGUUUUUCCGUUGAUUUAACGACGUCUACUUCCAUGGUCAUUCAUCGAGCACUGCAGGUUGUUAAAUCUGUAGCAGCCUUUGGUUUCAUGGAUUUGUCGUUAGACAGCAGUGAAUAUUGCCAGGCACAACACAAUAAAUUGGAUGUGAAUGCAUACUAAAUUAUUUUAUUUGAAUAUUAUGCUUGCUCGUUGAACACGCAUUGAUCCUAAUCUAUCCUUAUUGUUGAAUCGUUUUCCUCGAUAAUUUAGUAUAAUUUGUUGGUCGUAAGAACAAAAAUACCGCUGUUAAUUAAUGGACUAAAGACUUGACUGUUUUUUGUCUUCAGUUUUCAGUUUGGACAUAGACAUCAUCUAAACAGUAAUUCAUCCUUAUAUAAUUUAAUUUUCCUGUUAUAUAUUAUAAAUAAGCUCAAUGAGCAACGAAACUAUAAUGCGUCAAAAAGACAUAAGACCACCACCCUGCGAGAUAGAUUAUAAAGGCAUGAGAUUUCUAAUCACCGAUAGACCUAAUGAUCAGAUAAUUCAUAACUAUAUAGCUGAAUUAAAGAGGCAUAAUGUUAAACAUGUUGUACGUGUUUGCGAACCAACAUACAAAACAGAUGAAUUGAAAGCAGAAGGUAUUGUGGUGACCGACUUGGCAUAUGAUGAUGGUACAUCCCCGGCAAAUGAGUUGAUAGAAGAAUGGUUUGAAUUAUUACGAAAUCAGUUUCGUACAGACGAGGGGAGCUGUGUUGCUGUACAUUGUGUGGCUGGUUUGGGUCGUGCCCCUGUCUUAGUUGCCCUGGCAUUGAUAGAACUUGGGCUGAAGUACGAAGAUGCUGUUCAAUUAAUCAGAGAGAAACGAAGAGGAGCUAUAAAUUCUAAACAACUGGCAUUUCUAGAAAAGUACCGUCCGAAAUCUAAACUGAAGAUAAAGAAUGGACAUAAGUCUACUUGUUGCAUCCAAUGAACACAUCCCCAUAUCUUGGUUAUACUAAACUUAAACUAAUAACCAUUUUUAUGCAUAGCACAAAUAUAAUAAUCACCAAAAACACUUAGAGAAACCCAUGAACACUAACAUUUGAAAAUUAUGUAUUGCUGUUGCGAUAAAAGAUCUGAUAACCUUUCAUUUAGUAUAGUGCAAAAUAAUUAGCGUGUUUAAAAUAAGAUUUAAUCAAAUUGUUGAACGUAAAUAAAUUUAAUUUGCUUUUUCCAAAA